Molecule: messenger RNA, 1728 nt
Organism: Amyelois transitella
Lineage: Eukaryota; Metazoa; Arthropoda; Insecta; Lepidoptera; Pyralidae
Gene: Sps1
Product: inactive selenide, water dikinase-like protein
Exons: 1
Coding region: 118-1326 (402 amino acids)
Biological process (GO): L-selenocysteine biosynthetic process
Cellular component (GO): cytoplasm
Molecular function (GO): ATP binding; selenide, water dikinase activity
Source: RefSeq, a predicted model, not a curated record
AUCUCGUUGUAAAGGAGACGCCAUUUUGCAAGCGUCACUUGGCGGCGUGUCGGGUUUCCUUAUUUUAACAAGAAAUACCUCCAAAACUACCGUGUUAUUGUUUUGUUUUUGUAUAAUAUGUCUUACCAGUCUAGUGUGGCGCAGGAUACAUUAGCUGCGGCUCAAUUAGAGAUGGCCGGUAACCCCAAUGCCCUGGCUCUGCGUCGGCCAUUCGACCCAGUGGCCCACGACUUGGAAGCAAGUUUUAGACUGACAAGAUUCGCUGAUCUCAAGGGAAGAAGUUGCAAAGUACCGCAAGAUGUUCUGGGAAAGUUGGUGGAAUCCUUGCAACAAGACUAUUCACAACAGGAACAGGACCAGUUUAUGCAUGUUGCUAUCCCGCGCAUCGGCAUCGGUUUGGAUUGCUCUGUGACGCCGCUGCGACAUGGUGGACUUUGUUUGGUUCAAACUACGGACUUUUUCUAUCCCUUAGUCGACGACCCUUACAUGAUGGGUAAGAUAGCAUGUGCGAACGUUUUGAGCGACUUAUACGCUAUGGGUGUGACAGAAUGUGACAACAUGCUCAUGUUACUGGGAGUAUCAACGAAGAUGACUGAAAAAGAGCGAGAUGUAGUUAUUCCUCUUAUCAUGCGAGGUUUCAAAGACUCUGCCUUAGAAGCUGGAACUUCUGUGACCGGUGGUCAGACUGUUAUCAACCCAUGGUGCACCAUUGGAGGGGUGGCCACAACAAUUUGUCAACCUAAUGAAUAUAUUGUCCCAGAUAAUGCUGUAAUGGGUGAUGUGUUGGUCCUCACCAAACCUUUAGGCACCCAAGUAGCUGUUAAUGCCCACCAAUGGUUGGACCAACCUGAGCGCUGGAAUCGUAUUAAAUUGGUGGUCUCCGAAGAGGAUGUUCGCAAAGCAUAUCACCGUGCGAUGGACUCCAUGAGCAGACUUAACCGCAUUGCUGCUCGUCUGAUGCAUAAGUAUAACGCCCAUGGCUCUACGGAUGUCACAGGUUUUGGCCUUCUUGGCCAUGCACAAAAUUUAGCCUCACAUCAAAAGAAUGAAGUGUCAUUUGUUAUCCACAAUUUACCGGUGAUUGCUAAGAUGGCAGCUGUAGCCAAAGCCUGUGGUAAUAUGUUCCAAUUGCUACAGGGUCAUGCCCCUGAGACCUCUGGAGGGUUGUUGAUCUGUCUGCCACGAGAGCAGGCUGCUGCGUACUGCAAAGACAUUGAGAAGCAGGAGGGCUAUCAAGCCUGGAUCAUUGGCAUUGUGGAGAAAGGCAACCGCACAGCACGCAUCAUUGACAAGCCCCGAGUGAUUGAAGUACCCGCUAAAGAUUAAACUGAAUCAGUUGAGACAUUUCAAAGUUGGACAGAAAACUUUUCUUUUUCAUUUUGACCUUAAGAACACAUAACACUUGAUUUUUAUCAAGAAAUCUUAUACUAUUUGUAUAAUUUGAAGGUUCUUGUUUCUCAUAUUGUAAGUUGUUUCUGAACUUGCUGUUUUUACAAGAUUAUAAAAGCUAAAUGAUUUUAUUGUGGAAUAGUUGUAAGGAAGCUUUUAGAAAAACUUGAUCUAGUGUCUAUUGGUGUUUUAUAAUUAAAUAAGUUAUAAUAAUUAAUAAGAGAACAAUUCCAUUAGUUACAGUCCCAGCAUUUGUUUGCAGCUUGUGGACAGUUUCUGAAAAUUAUGACUUUUUAAGGUACAUUAUAAACUAUUAGAAUAAAUUUAUUUUUCAGUCAA